Molecule: messenger RNA, 1116 nt
Organism: Diutina rugosa
Lineage: Eukaryota; Fungi; Ascomycota; Pichiomycetes; Serinales; Debaryomycetaceae
Gene: BUD22
Product: Bud22p
Exons: 1
Coding region: 1-1116 (371 amino acids)
Biological process (GO): maturation of SSU-rRNA
Cellular component (GO): 90S preribosome; nucleus
Source: RefSeq, a predicted model, not a curated record
AUGUCAUUGUGGAAGGCAGAUUACCUCGAAGCAAAGUACAAGGGAAUGACGCCCCGCUUUUCUCAUACAAAGAAGCUUUUGCGUCUGAAAAACGUUCCAAAGAAGCUUUCGGGACUCAAAGACACCGACGUUGAUGACAUGAUUCUCAGCUAUAAGCGAGAUGAAUUUGAGAAGAAAUGGCAUCUGGGCAACCGCAAACUCACCAAGUCACUCGCCGUGUACAAAGAUGACGACAUGAUUGUUGAUCGGACUCUUCUCAGAGUUUCAAAGUUAACGAAAUUACUUCUCAAUGCAUUACAAGGUUCUCAAAGAAAAGACCCCCCGGCAUGGGUAAGUGACAAAGUUCGCGACAUCAUACUUAAUCAGACCGAGUGCCAUCCGUCAACAUUUUUCAAAAGUCACGCUGAUGAUAAAGACAAGCUGGCUUUCGUGCUGAAAGUUUGGAAUGCCAAAACAAUGAAGAAGACUUUGGCUGAGAUAGAGUGGCUGUUCCGAAUGAUCAGAGGCAACAUUACAAUAAUCGAGCGCCGUAAACAUGCUAGAGACAUGGGUACCUCCGAAUCUGAUAUUCAUUCGGAAAGUGAGGAAAGUGAAGAGAAUGAUGACAAUAACCACUAUAAUGAGUUUGCCGGGAUGGUUGCUCUGGGGCUGGAUGAUGACGAUGAAGACAGCGCAGAGGACUCCUUUUUCAAAGGUGGUAGUGAUACGGACCAAGAAGAUCAGAAAUACAAUUUACCUGAGCUCAUCGGGGGAUAUGCAUCACUUUCGGAGGACGAAGAACCGGAAAAUUCCAAGACAGAAAAGAAGAAUCGACGUGGUCAAAGGGCUAGACAGAGAAUCUGGAAAAAGAAGUUUGGAAGUGAGGCCAAGCACGUAAAGCUGCAACGUGAGCAGGAAGCCAGCGAGCGUCGCCAGCGACAGCUAGAGUACGAAGAGAGAUGUCGCAAACGUGAACAGAAAGCACGAGAAGAGGAAGAGAGAAAGAAGGACAAUCCAAAUUAUAUUCCAUUAAAGGAAAAGAAGGAGGCUGUGCAUCCCUCGUGGGAAGCGAAACGAAAAGCUCAAGAGCAACUUUCUAAGGUCGAGUUCACAGGGAAAAAAAUCAAAUUCGAUUGA